Populus nigra (black poplar) is the source of this 2793-nucleotide messenger RNA. RefSeq names its product G-type lectin S-receptor-like serine/threonine-protein kinase At4g27290. The coding region runs from base 55 to 2589 and encodes 844 amino acids. NCBI's taxonomy places the organism in Eukaryota, Viridiplantae, Streptophyta, Magnoliopsida, Malpighiales, Salicaceae. Gene Ontology annotation, molecular function: protein serine/threonine kinase activity; ATP binding. The transcript is spliced from 7 exons. The record is from RefSeq and is a predicted model, not a curated record. Gene Ontology annotation, biological process: recognition of pollen; protein phosphorylation.
AUUAUUCUAAUUCAUCACUUGCUCACCAAAAAUCAAAGUAAAAGAAGGCAAGAAAUGAAAGUUUAUUCAAGCAUUACCAUGACAAAGUUCACUGCAGCAAAAAUUAUGAAUGCAUGUGUAGAUAGCACUUCUGCGCUUCUUUACAUCUCUAUUUUGUUGCUGAUCAUUAAAAUAUCCACUGCAAUUGACACCAUAAAUACAACUCAAUCUAUCAGAGAUAUCGAUGGAGACAGCAUGGUCUCUGCUUAUGGGAGCUUUAAAAUGGGAUUUUUCAGCCCAGGCAGCUCCAAAAACCGAUACUUGGGUAUAUGGUUCAACAAGGUAUCCGUCAUGACUGUAGUUUGGGUUGCCAACAGGGAAAUCCCCCUCACCAAUUCAUCAGGUGUGUUAAGGGUUACUGGCGAGGGACUUCUAGUCCUUCUCAAUCACAACGAGAGCAUCAUUUGGUCUUCCAACGCCUCUAGGUCUGCAAGAUUUCCAGUAGCACAGCUUUUGGAUUCAGGGAAUCUUGUUGUCAAAGAAGAGGAUGAUAAUGACCUGGAAAACUCCUUGUGGCAAAGUUUCGAUUAUCCAUGUGAUACACUCCUGGCAGGGAUGAAGAUGGGAAGGAAUUCAAUAACAGGCUUUGAUCGGCACUUGACAUCGUGGAAGACAACUGACGAUCCAUCUAGAGGUAACUUUACUUUCAGAUUUGAUCCUAGUGGAUAUCCUGAGCAAAUUCUGACAGAGAAUUCAAUUCGGCGGUAUCGGUCUGGACCCUGGAAUGGCCUGCGUUUUGGUGGUCCUCAAUUACGGCCAAACCCUGUAUACAAAUACGAGUUUGUUUUUAAUGACAAGGAGAUAUUUUACAGAUACCAGCUUCUUAACAAUUCAAUUCUUUCAAGGCUAGUGCUAACUCAAACUGGGGACGUCCGGCGUUUAACAUGGACCGAUGAAACAGGCAUCUGGGCGUUUUACCUUACACUAAUUGUUGAUGAUUGUAACCGAUAUGCAUUGUGUGGUGCAUAUGGGAGCUGUGAUAUUAACAACUCCCCAGCAUGUGGUUGCUUGAAAGGAUUUCUACCGAAAGUUCCAAGAACUUGGGACAUGAUGAACUGGUCAGAUGGUUGUGCUAGAAGGACUCCACUAAACUGCACAGGAGAUGUGUUUCAAAGGUAUUCUGGCGUAAAGCUGCCAGAGACGAGAAAAUCGUGGUUUAAUAAGAGCAUGAAUCUUGAGCAAUGCAAGAGCUUGUGUAUGAAGAACUGCUCAUGUACAGCUUAUGCAAAUCUGGACAUCAGGGAAGGAGGAAGUGGGUGCCUGCUAUGGUUCAGUGACUUGAUUGAUAUUAGACAAUUUAAUGAUAACGGGCAGGACAUUUAUAUAAGGAUGGCUGCAUCAGAACAAGAUCACAAUGAUGAAGAGGGGACUAAAUCCAAUAAAACGAAACAUACGAGGAUCAUAGUGAUCUCUGUGGUAUCAGCAGGAAUGCUGCUUCUAGGCAUAGUCUUGGUUCUACUUGUUCGGAAAAAGAAGCAGCAGAAGGGCAGAAAAGUGACAGGUAUUCUGGAAGGAAGGAGAGAUGAUACCUGCAAGGAGGAUCCAGAACUUCAGCUGUUUGAUUUGGGUACAAUUACUUGUGUCACCAAUAACUUUUCUCUUACCAAUAAACUAGGAGAAGGGGGUUUCGGACCUGUUUAUAAGGGAAUACUAGAAGAUGGACAAGAAAUAGCUGUGAAGAGGCUCUCAAAGAGCUCAAGACAAGGACUUGAUGAGUUCAAGAAUGAGGUCAUGCAUAUUGCAAAACUUCAACACCGGAAUCUGGUUAAGCUUUUGGGAUGCUGCAUGGAAGCAGAUGAAAGGAUGUUGAUUUACGAGUUCAUGCCUAAAAAAAGCUUGGACAUCUUUAUUUUUGAUCGAACACAUAGCGCACUACUGGACUGGCCACAGCGCUAUCACAUUAUCAACGGGAUUGCUCGUGGACUUCUUUAUCUUCACCAAGAUUCACGACUAAGAAUAAUCCACAGAGAUUUGAAAGCCAGCAAUAUCUUAUUAGAUAACACCAUGAACCCAAAAAUUUCAGACUUUGGCCUCGCUAGAAGUUUUGGAGAAAAUGAAACUGAAGCCAACACAAAAAGGGUGGUGGGAACAUAUGGCUACAUAUCACCUGAGUACGCAAUUGAUGGGAUCUACUCAGUAAAAUCUGAUGUCUUCAGCUUUGGUGUAUUGGUGCUAGAGAUUGUGAAUGGGAACAGGAAUAGAGGAUUCUGUCACCCAGACCACAACCUCAACCUUCUUGGCCAUGCAUGGAGACUAUAUACAGAAGGCAGGUCUUCUGAACUAAUUACUGAACCAAUAGCAGAAUCAUGCAAUUUAUCAGAAGCGCUUCGUUCAAUUCAUGUGGGUCUAUUAUGCGUACAAUGCCAUCCAAAUGAUAGGCCAAGCAUGUCAUCUGUGGUUUUAAUGUUGAGUGGUGAAGGUAAAUUGCCUCAGCCAAAACAACCAGGUUUCUUUACUGAAAGGACUUUGGUUGAAGCAAAUUCUUCAUCAAUAAAGAACACAUCAUGUUCAGUCAAUGAUUCCACCAUAACCCUAUUAGAGGCAAGAUAGAAACUUUUUUCUUUUUUUUGUCACUGGUAUAUUUUGUUUCUUGUCAUCUUCACAGAAACUUUUGUUCUUUUUAGGCUCAUUCGUCUCUGCUAUUUGUAUAGAUUAUUGGGUCUAUGUACGAAAACGACAGUUAGAUACUUUUGUUAGCAACAUGAACUUGGAGUAAUAAAUGAAAUCUAAAGAUGAAGAGCUUCAAGUUAUUUA